AUGUCAGACGCCGAGGCAGCAGGAUCGCGGACACGACCCCCGCGCGACUCUCCACCACCACAGCAGCAGCAGCACAGGCGAAGUCGCAGUCGUUCGCCGCGGAGGCACGAGGACAGAGAUCGCAGUGACAGGAGGGAGGAUAGGCCGCGGCCCAAGAAGAAGAACUUUGGAGGUUUCGCGUACAAGGACAAGCGCCGCGACGACCAGGACCGAAGCCGGGACGACAGAGACGACGACCGCCGCGGCGGCGGAGGCGGUGGCUCCUUUAGAGGGUACCGGGAUCGAUCGAGGUCGCCACGGCGCCGACCUAGAGACGAUAAUGACGAUCGUCGUCGGGAUGGUGGUAGAGGUGGCAGCAACUACAGAGAUGGCGGUCGAAGAGAGGGUGGCGGCGGCGGCUCGAGACGUGACAGGGAGGACACGUCAAAGCCGCCCAAGCGAGCAGCGCCCAAGCAAACGGUGCCCGUCGAGGGCUUCAUUGUCGUCUACGUCAAUGACAGACUGGGAACUAAAGAGGCGAUCCCGUGUCUACCCUCUGAUACGGUCGGCCAGUUCAAGAUCCUCGUUGCCUCGCGUAUUGGCCGCAAGCCCGAGGAGAUCAAGCUGCAGAAGCAGGGCGAGCGCCCUCUCAAGGAUAUGAUCACGCUUGCCGACUACGAGAUCUCGAAUGGCAGGCAGCUGGACCUUGAGGUUGGAACCAACGAUUAA
This is a messenger RNA of Pestalotiopsis fici W106-1, 708 nucleotides long. RefSeq lists its product as uncharacterized. Gene Ontology annotation, cellular component: nucleus; cytoplasm. Gene Ontology annotation, biological process: mRNA splicing, via spliceosome; protein modification process. The record is from RefSeq and is a predicted model, not a curated record. Lineage: Eukaryota; Fungi; Ascomycota; Sordariomycetes; Amphisphaeriales; Sporocadaceae. Gene Ontology annotation, molecular function: protein tag activity; protein binding. The coding region runs from base 1 to 708 and encodes 235 amino acids. The transcript has a single exon.